Molecule: messenger RNA, 835 nt
Organism: Camellia sinensis
Lineage: Eukaryota; Viridiplantae; Streptophyta; Magnoliopsida; Ericales; Theaceae
Source: RefSeq, a predicted model, not a curated record
AAAAAGUGUCGAGGGCCAAAGUUUUUUCUUCACCACUAUUUCCUUCAAAUUACAUCCUCAAUUAAUAAUUUUUUUGCGCUGUUUUACUAGGAAAAAGAGAUGGGUCUAAAAGGCAAAAUAGAGAGGCAAAUGGAGAUCAAGUCUGAUGGGGAUGUGUUUCAUGAGGUGCUCAGUGCCAGACCACAUCACAUAUACAACAUGUCACCUGAUCAUGUACAGAGCGUUGAGUUGCUUGAAGGUCAAUGGGGCACUCCUGGUUGUGUCAUCUUUUGGAAAUACACUCAUGAGGGAAAGCCCAAGACUUGCAAGCAAAUUAUCACAGAAUUAGAUGUGGCAAAAAAGUCAACCACAUACAAGGUUAUUGAAGGAGAUCUCUUGCAGGAGUACAAGACCUUUGCCUUCAUUCUUAAGGUUGAACCAAAAGGCCAAAAGAACUUGGUGACUUGGACCCUUGAAUAUGAGAAGCUCAAUGAGCAAAUUGAUGAUCCAAAUACUUUGAUGGACACCGUUAUGACUGUGAGCCAAGAUAUUGAGACCUACCAUUUCAAGUAAUAUAUUUAUAUAUAUAUAUAGAUAUAUGGUGUGUGGUGGUAAGGAGUGCUUGUGUGAUAGAUUCAUUAUCUAUUGAGAAUAAAGACAAUAUGCAUCCGAUGAGAUGAGAGCUAUUGUGGAACAGAUAACAACAGGGGUUCAAAUCGUGUUUUCUGUGAAACUUCUACAUGUUGAAAAAGUAUCUAAUAUUUGGUUGCUUGUUGUAUGCAUAAUCCAUCUAUAUAAAUGUAUUUGUUUGUGUAAUUGGUUUGGUGAAAUUUUAUAUUCUAUCUGUUUACUUUUC